AUGAAGAACGUUUUAUCUUUGCCUCCAGAAGUGCUGGAGACGAUCAUCAAUCUGUUAGACACGAAUUCCAAAACAACAGUCGUGGACUAUUUCCAUUGGCUCAAGGCUAUAGGCAAUUCGUAUCCGCGCCUCAAUGCGUUGAUCAGAGAAAGAAUGGUUGUAUGCAACAUGAGCAAAAAAGAAUCUGAACUCGUACGUGUUCUAAGUGGGACGUCCACCGUGGUAAAUGCUGAAGACUUUGAGAAGUACGUUAUUCCUGCCGAUGUAAAGCAUUUGAUUAUAGCUGUAGAUGGUGAGCUUUUCGAAAAAGGAACUACUGCGAAGAUUUCUCAACCUUGUGGUGACAUUACAGUAUCGCUUGCUUAUCACUACACCGAUGCUGUUUCUUUACAUGCGAUUCAUCAUAGCUAUAGAAAAAGAUAUCCGCAAGAGUUUAUGCGUGUCGAAAACAUCAUUUUGGUAGGAGACCAUGAAGAUUUGUAUUUUUGCGCUUCUGAUGGGAAUUUGUUUGACACGAGCAACUACUCAAGUACAGACCCGAUUUUUCCAGGUGUCACCUUUUUGAAUGCAGAAUGGCUAAAAAUCGAAUAUGACUGCCUAUCUACUUUUGUUGAAAACAUGGCUGGCCAUGGUCACAGUUCAAUAUUGGAGACAUAUUUCCGCAUCUCCAUCGGAUUUCCUGCUCUCAAACAGAUUGAGUUCGUAAAAGUGGAUGGUUGGUGCAAAAGGACUUCUCUGAAUUUAAUUGACCUUGAUUUCCUAUUAUCAAAUACAACAUCGAGUGCUUUGAGCCUACGAGAUUUUUUUCACUUUCAUUCUUUGCGUAACUGGAAUCUACCAUCAAUAAAGGAGUUCACAGGACAUCAUAUUCGAUAUAAAAAGAUAAUCGCUGACACACGUAGUGAAGAUUAUGGAACUUCUUUGAUGAAAAACGAGGAACCCUGGUUAACUGAGAGAUUGUUGAGAAAAUACGAAUUUGAAGACAUAGUCCGUAGGAUGCGGGCGAGACUGCAAAUUGAAAGUGCAGAUGGUCUUAUACGUAUCAAGGUUCAGCUCGUCCCAGAUGGAGUAUCGCACACAACAAUUGGAAAUUGGUUGUCUUUUAAUUUGCAUUUAAACGGUAUUACAAAUUUUGCUUCUCCCUUGAUAUGCUUUCAGCAGCCUUGUCUUACAUCUCUGAGAGUGACAAUGAUGGCUGUACAGCCUGGGGGACUUGUGAUGGUGGAGGGAUUUUAUUUGACGCAGAUCGAAAGCUUCGAAAUUGUCUAUAAUGAGGACUUACUGCACGAAAAUGCUGUACAUCCCUUUUAUCACUUUACGUUCUCCGACUGGAAUGACUUGAGAAACUGUAAAAGAGUGCUGUUCACCUCAAAAAAAUCUCUCAGAUGCUUCACGCAUGUUCAGGCAGAUUGUUUGAGAAGCGCCCUUCCCCGAUCGGAUCUGGAGGUUAAAUUAAAGCAUGUAGAUCUCAAUAACUCAGAAUUUAGUGCACCAGACUAUAAAGUGCAUUGA
This is a messenger RNA of Lachancea nothofagi CBS 11611, 1512 nucleotides long. The record is from the annotation of a GenBank genome assembly. Lineage: Eukaryota; Fungi; Ascomycota; Saccharomycetes; Saccharomycetales; Saccharomycetaceae.